AUGGCCCACAACGAUAUGAUGGACAAGCGCACAACGGCGCACUUAGAGGCCGAGUUGUUCCUCUCGAACGGCGAUGCGAUGGGCGAGGAGAACAAAGGUCAGAGCUCCUUGUCGUCGUCGAGUGGUGCUCCUCUAGACCUGACUCCAGAUGAGAUGUUAGACAAGUCGCACCAGAUUAGUUUGAGUAAGGGAAAUUUACAAAGCCUGAAGACAUUCACUGCUGCUCUGGCAAGUGUAACUUAA
Messenger RNA from Protopolystoma xenopodis, 243 nucleotides. The record is from the annotation of a GenBank genome assembly. NCBI's taxonomy places the organism in Eukaryota, Metazoa, Platyhelminthes, Monogenea, Polystomatidea, Polystomatidae.